Messenger RNA from Aspergillus lentulus, 1488 nucleotides. Its product is annotated as aldehyde dehydrogenase. Gene Ontology annotation, biological process: polyamine catabolic process. The record is from RefSeq and is a predicted model, not a curated record. Gene Ontology annotation, molecular function: aldehyde dehydrogenase (NAD+) activity. Lineage: Eukaryota; Fungi; Ascomycota; Eurotiomycetes; Eurotiales; Aspergillaceae.
AUGUCUACAGCGGUAACACUUACUUUGCCUAAUGGGAAACAAUACCAGCAGCCAACUGGUAUUUUCAUUGGCAAUAAAUUUGUCCAAGCUUCUGGGGAUACCCUAGACGUCAUCGAUCCUGCCACCGAGGAGAAGAUCAUCUCCGUUCAAGGGGCCUCUCAAACUGACGUGGACGAGGCUGUGGCUGUGGCACGCGCGGCCUUUGAGGGCGAGUGGCGAAGCUUGUCAUCUACUCAGCGCGGGGGGUAUUUGUACCGGUUGGCGGAGCUCAUCCACCGUGACCGCGAGCUGAUUGCCGCUAUCGACGCUUGGGAUAAUGGAAAGCCUUAUGCAGCUACCUUGGACGGUGACCUAGAUGAAGCCUACAAUGUCUUUCGAUACUAUGCCGGGUGGGCAGACAAGAUUACUGGACGUACCAUUGAGACCUCCCCGGCAAAGUUGGCCUAUGUUUUGCAAGAGCCGCUGGGUGUCUGUGGUCAAAUCAUCCCAUGGAAUUAUCCCUUUAUGAUGCUCGCGUGGAAGGUUGCCCCUGCCCUUGCAUGCGGCAAUGUCGUCGUCCUGAAGCCUGCGGAGCAGACGCCCCUGUCUGCUCUUUACUUCGGGAAACUAGUUGUCGAGGCUGGCCUCCCAGCCGGCGUCGUGAACAUUAUACCUGGCAUCGGCAUCCUGGCAGGAAAGGCGCUGGCCGAGCACCAAGGUGUUGACAAGAUCGCCUUUACAGGUAGUACGAACACCGGCCGGCUAAUCAUGAAGUCCGCCGCAAGCAACCUCAAAAACAUCACUCUGGAAUGUGGUGGCAAGAGCCCGAGUCUGGUCUUCGCCGACGCAGAUCUUGAGCAGGCUGUUAAAUGGUGCCACUUUGGCAGCAUGGAUAAUCAGGGCCAGGUGUGCACCUCAACAUCACGUAUUUAUGUUCAAGAGGCCAUCUACGACGCAUUCGUCAAGCGAUUUGUGCAGGUCACCGAUGACAAUGCAAAGAUAGGAAAUGCCUUUGCGGAUGAUGUCUUCCAAGGCCCGCAGGUCUCAUCUGUUCAAUAUGAAAAGAUCUUGUCGUACAUCGAACAAGGGAAGAAGGAGGGCGCAAAGCUCGUGUACGGCGGGAAGAAACAUGGCAAGAAUGGAUAUUUCGUGGAGCCCACAGUGUUCGUGGAUACAACCGAGGACAUGAGCAUUGUGAAGGAAGAGAUUUUCGGGCCCGUAGUCGUGAUCAGCAAAUUUUCAACGGAGGAAGAAGCCAUUCGCAAGGCGAACGCCACUUCGUACGGCCUCGCUGCGGCUGUGUUUUCGGAGAAGGUCUCCCGCGCUCACAUCGUGGCGAGCAAGUUGCAGGCUGGCAUGGUAUGGAUAAAUUCUUCAGGCGACUCCCACUACGGCAUCCCGUUCGGUGGCUACAAAUCCUCGGGCAUUGGACGGGAGCUGGGUUCCUACGCUUUGGAUGCAUACACGCAAUCAAAAGCGGUUCAUGUCAAUCUCGGAUUUCGGCUCUGA